AUGAGUGUGGUCUGCAAGUACUUCAAUUCCGUGGCUUCAGACGAAAAGCUUUGGGUUUUCUUUCUCCAGAAUGAUAAUGCUUCUCCUCCUCACUCUUGGGAUUCUCUUAUCAGAACCCUCACACCUCAACCGACCCAAUUGUCUUUUAUGCGGAUUUAUGGUCAACGUUUGAAAGUCCCUGACUCAAUUAUCAUUGAUGGUGGCUCUGGCUAUUGCAAAUACGGUUGGAGCAAGUAUGCUGCUCCAUCUGUGCGCUCUGCUACUUUCUUGGUCACCUUUUAA
Messenger RNA from Humulus lupulus (European hop), 282 nucleotides. Its product is annotated as actin-related protein 8-like. The transcript is spliced from 3 exons. Gene Ontology annotation, molecular function: protein binding. Bases 1 to 282 code for a protein of 93 amino acids. The record is from RefSeq and is a predicted model, not a curated record. NCBI's taxonomy places the organism in Eukaryota, Viridiplantae, Streptophyta, Magnoliopsida, Rosales, Cannabaceae.